UCUAAUCAUGAACAACUUGAGAUUAAUUGCAUUGAUUAUUUUUACAUACGAUGAGAAAACUUUAAAAAUAGUCUCCUAAGUCUGUGAAAUUUCUAUUUCUGUUGUUAUUCACCGAAAAUAUUUUCAAACAAAUUCUUCGAGAGGCAUAAAUCAAUGUGCGCUACACGGUUUUGCUUGUCGCGCAUCACUUAAUAAUUUCGUUUUCCAUGUAUCACUUAGCAAUUUCGCUUUUUACAUUUGUUGUUCAACUACACUACACGUAAAAAAGAUAUAACAUCACAGUUUUAAGAAAAUAUGACUUGUUCAGAGUUGGAAGGUCAUCGAUCAUGACCAUUUUUGUUUCCGAAAGAGAGUGGUAAUAGGUUAUCCGACCAGAGAUUUGGCUCGUAUGCUUACAACAGAGUUCGUCCGAUAAAAGCAUCCAAGAGCCAUGUUAUGGUGUUUAACUAUUCCAGGGGUUAAAUACUGCUCAAGAGUAGGAACAAUCGCUUCUUUUAUAUUCUAUAUUUUGCUGUCUACGCCUUUUCUCUCUCCGAACUUUGGUGGCACUCGGCUAUUUAUAGAAAAUGCUUGUCCAAAAUGCUGCAUAGAGGGAUUGAACCCGAAACCACACAGCUGAUUGUAAAGUAACAAAAUAUAAAGAGCAGACCCCACCUCCAUCCUAUUCUUGAAACAUUCAAAUCAGGUAUUGCUCACCUUUGAUUCACCAAGAAAUUAAUAAAGGAUAGGAAAGACUGAAGAAUAAUCUUAUCAAGAUGACAUGUAAUGUCAGUUGCAUAACUUUGAUAUAAUUUAUGAAAUUACGAAGAAAAGAAUUAAAGCUGUAGUUUAUGACCACCAAACAGCAAUAUGGAGGAGACAUCUGAGAGUCAGAUUCAUGAUGAAGCAAAAUCUGAGAAAAAAAAUGUAUCUCAUAAGACACAGUUAAAUACACCAAAGAAAUUCUACACCUGUGAUAUAUGUUUACUGAUAUUCUCUGAUAUUGACAGUUUGACUAAUCACAAAAAUAUACAUGCAGAUAAAAAACCAUUCCUGUGUAGUGUGUGUGGUAAAACCUUCUCUGAGAGUUCAAAAUUAACUCAUCAUAAAUGCACACACACAGGUGAGAAACCAUACCACUGUGAUAUUUGUGGUAAGACCUUUUCACAGAAAACUAAUUUAACUCGUCACAAACAUGUGCACUCAGAAACAAAACCAUGCCAAUGUGAUGUCUGUGGAAAAACUUUCUCAACAACUGGAAAUUUAGCUUCUCAUAAAUGUAUUCAAUCAGAAGAAAAAUCAUUCACUUGUGAUGUCUGUGGGAAAACGUUUUCUAAAAGUAAAAUAUUAACCAUCCAUAAACGUAUUCACAUGGAUGAGAAGCCAUACCAGUGUGAUGUCUGUGGUAAAUCAUUCUCCCAAAGUGGGUAUUUAACUUACCAUAAGCUUAUUCACACAGGAGAGAAACCAUACCACUGUGAUAUUUGUACUAAAACAUUUUCUCGAAAUGAUUAUUUGAAACGUCACGUACGUGUUCAUACUGGGGAAAAACCAUAUGAAUGUGAUAUCUGUGGAAAAACAUUCUCUGGAAGUGGAAAUCUAACAUGUCAUAAACGUAUACAUACAGGUAGUAAACCAUACCAUUGUGAUACCUGUGAUAAAUCAUUUUCAACAACUGGAAGUUUAACUUCUCAUAAACGUAUUCAUUCAGGUGAGAAACCAUACCAGUGUGAAAUUUGUUUGAAAUCAUUCUCUCAGAAUGGACAGUUAACUAAUCACCGAAGUGUUCACACAGGUGAGAAACCAUACCACUGUGAUGUCUGUGGCAAAAGAUUUUCUAUAAGUGGUGAUUUAUCUCGUCACAAACGUAUUCACACAGGUGACAAACCAUACCAAUGUGAUAUCUGCCGUAAAAGGUUCAGUGCAAGUGAAAAUUUAACGACUCAUAAACGUAUUCACAUAGGUAAGAAACUAUACCAGUGUGAUGUCUGUGGUAAAAUAUUUGCAAGGAGGAGGUAUUUAAUAAUUCAUAAACGUAUUCAUACUGGUGAGAAACCAUACCAUUGUGCUAUUUGUGGUAAAACAUUCUCUCGAAAGGAAUAUUUAACACUUCACAAAUGUAUUCAUUCAGGGGAAAAACCAUAUCAGUAUAAUAUCUAUGAUAAGGCACUGACAGGGAAUUCUGAAUUGACUUACCUCAAGCAGCUUACCACAGCUGAUAAAUCAUACCCUUGUAAUAUCUGUGGUAAAACAUUCACGCAUAAUUUGGUGUUAGCUAUUCAUAAACGUAUUCACACAGGUGAGAAACCAUACCACUGUGAUAUAUGUGGUAAAUCAUUUUCAAUGAGUGGAAAUUUAUCUUCUCAUAAACUUACCCAUUCAGAUAAAGAGCCAUAUGGGUGUGACAAGUGCGGUAAAACAUUUUCUGAAAAUGAUCUUUUAAUUAAUCAUCGAAGUAUGCAUGCAAGUGAGAAUCUACGUCGUUGUGAUAAAACAUUUUCUCAGACUGAAGAGUUAACUCCUUGCAAACAGACUCACAUUAAUGAAAAACCUUACCACUGUGAUAGUUCUGAUAAAGAGUUCACUGUAAGUGAAAAUUUAACUUCUCACAAAAACAUUUACACAGGUGAACAACUACAUCAGUGUAAUAUCUGUGGUAAAGUAUUUGCACAGAAAAGAAACUUAAUAAGACACAGAUAUAUCCACAGCAGUGGUAAGAUGUACCAUUGCAAUAUAUGUGGCAAGAAAUUCACUCGAAAUGAGUAUUUGACACUUCACAAACGAAUUCACACAGGAGAAAAACCAUAUCAGUGUGAUAUCUGUGGCAAAGCAUUCACAAUGAAGAAGAGUUUAACUAGUCAUAAACAAGUUCACUCAAUAUAAGAACUAAUGGAUGGAUGCAAACAUGGUCAUGUGGUUGGCUUCACAAUCACACGGUUGUGAUUUUAAUUACACCGAUUGGUACAUUAAGCAAGUGUUUCCUGCCAUAGUUUCAGGCUGAUCGUAGUGCAGGAGUUUGUUGAGUGGAUUGUAUCUGUUGUUGGGUGGUACAUUUAGUCCAUUGCUUAAUUGAGCAUUAUCACCAGGUUCUUGGGUGUAUUUAGAGGAGACCAUUU
Octopus sinensis (East Asian common octopus) is the source of this 3095-nucleotide messenger RNA. RefSeq names its product zinc finger protein 62-like. Bases 850 to 2862 code for a protein of 670 amino acids. Gene Ontology annotation, biological process: regulation of transcription by RNA polymerase II. The transcript is spliced from 2 exons. Gene Ontology annotation, cellular component: nucleus. Lineage: Eukaryota; Metazoa; Mollusca; Cephalopoda; Octopoda; Octopodidae. Gene Ontology annotation, molecular function: RNA polymerase II cis-regulatory region sequence-specific DNA binding; DNA-binding transcription factor activity, RNA polymerase II-specific. The record is from RefSeq and is a predicted model, not a curated record.